This is a messenger RNA of Rangifer tarandus platyrhynchus (Svalbard reindeer), 1869 nucleotides long. Lineage: Eukaryota; Metazoa; Chordata; Mammalia; Artiodactyla; Cervidae. The record is from the annotation of a GenBank genome assembly.
AUGGCCACGAUGGUGCUUCCUCGGGAGGAGAAGCUGAGCCAGGAUGAGAUCGUGCUGGGCACCAAGGCCGUCAUCCAAGGGCUAGAGACCCUGCGCGGGGAGCAUCGUGCCCUUCUCGCUCCCCUGGUCGCUCAUGAAGCUAGUGAGGCCGAGCCAGGCUCACAGGAGCGCUGUGUCCUCCUGCGCCGUUCCCUGGAGGCCAUCGAGCUGGGGCUGGGGGAGGCCCAGGUGAUCUUGGCGCUCUCAAGCCACCUGGGGGCUGUGGAGUCGGAGAAGCAGAAGCUGCGGGCCCAGGUGCGGCGCUUGGUGCAGGAGAACCAGUGGCUGCGCGAGGAGCUGGCGGGGACGCAGCAGAAGCUGCAGCGCAGCGAGCAGGCCGUGGCCCAGCUCGAGGAGGAGAAGCAGCACUUGCUGUUCAUGAGCCAGAUCCGCAAGCUGGAUGACGACGCCUCCCCCCACGAGGACAAGGGGGAUGUCCCCAAAGACUCUCUGGAUGACCUGUUCCCCAGUGAGGAGGAGCAGAACCCAGCCCCUAGCCCUGGAGGAGGUGAUGUGGCCGCCCAGCACGGGGGCUAUGAAAUCCCGGCACGGCUGCGCACCCUGCACAACCUGGUGAUCCAAUACGCCUCCCAGGGCCGCUACGAGGUGGCCGUGCCCCUCUGCAAGCAGGCCCUGGAGGACCUGGAGAAGACAUCAGGCCAUGACCACCCGGACGUGGCCACCAUGCUGAACAUCCUGGCGCUGGUCUACCGGGACCAGAACAAGUACAAGGAAGCCGCCCACCUGCUCAAUGAUGCCCUGGCCAUCCGAGAGAAGACCCUGGGCAAGGACCACCCAGCUGUGGCUGCGACACUGAACAACCUGGCAGUCCUGUAUGGCAAGCGGGGCAAGUACAAGGAGGCUGAGCCUCUGUGCAAGCGGGCGCUGGAGAUCCGGGAGAAGGUCCUGGGCAAGUUUCAUCCAGAUGUGGCCAAGCAGCUGAGCAACCUGGCCCUGCUGUGCCAGAACCAGGGCAAAGCCGAGGAGGUGGAAUACUACUACCGGCGGGCGCUGGAGAUCUAUGCCACACGCCUGGGUCCUGACGACCCCAACGUGGCCAAGACCAAGAACAACCUGGCCUCCUGCUACCUGAAGCAGGGCAAAUACCAGGAUGCGGAGGCCCUGUACAAGGAGAUCCUCACCCGCGCUCACGAGAAGGAGUUCGGCUCUGUCAGCGGGGACAACAAGCCCAUCUGGAUGCACGCAGAGGAGCGGGAGGAGAGCAAGGAUAAGCGCCGGGACAGCACCCCCUACGGGGAAUAUGGCAGCUGGUACAAGGCCUGUAAAGUAGACAGCCCGACGGUCAACACCACCCUGCGCAGCUUGGGGGCCCUGUAUCGGCGCCAGGGCAAGCUGGAGGCUGCUCACACACUGGAGGACUGUGCCAGCCGCAGCCGCAAGCAGGGCCUGGACCCCGCGAGCCAGACCAAGGUGGUGGAACUCCUGAAGGAGGGCGGCAGCGGGCGCGGAGACCGCCGUGGCAGCCGAGACGUGCCCGGGGCUGCGGGGGCUCGGUCUGAGGCUGACCUCGAGGAGGCGGGGCCUGCAGCUGAGUGGACCGGGGACGGCAGUGGCUCCUUGCGGCGCAGCGGCUCCUUCGGGAAGCUCCGGGAUGCCCUGAGGCGCAGCAGUGAGAUGCUGGUGAAGAAGCUGCAGGGGGGUGGUCCCCAGGAGCCCCCAAACCCCAGGAUGAAGCGGGCCAGUUCCCUCAACUUCCUCAACAAGAGUGUGGAAGAGCCAGUCCAGCCUGGAGGCACAGGCCUCUCUGACAGCCGCACCCUCAGCUCCAGCUCCAUGGACCUCUCCCGACGAAACUCCCUCGUGGGCUAA